GAACAGAUUUUGAAUUUACUUUCAAAUGUCAAAUAUCUUACAAAUCAACACCAUGUCACUCGAAAACACCGAUUCUCACAACGAUAACAUGGCUCCUGUCAAUGAUAAAACAGCUGAUGAGGAAGUCCAAUUUGUCAUUAAUCCGCCCCUUCCACGAAUAAAUAAUUCCAUUGGAGACACUCAAGCCUUUCAUAGGUUUGGUGACUUGGCUCGUGAGUUGCAAUUGAAGAUAUUCAGACAUGCGAUACCAGCCCCGCGCGUCGUUCGAUGAGAGAAAGGAGCUCCUUUGCGUUAUUAUUGGCCCAUAUCCGACAGCCCCUAUCCACUAUUCGAUGAAUGGAGAUUUUUGGGUCUGGAAUCCUUAUUUCAAGCUGACUCGGUUUCCAAUGCAUCAGUAAAUCUUGAAUAUGUCAAGAUUAAGUCUGAGCGUGGACAAGGCAAAGCCCCCCCCUUAGAACUGGAGGUGGAAGCAUUAUACUUUUAUGCGGCCGAUCAGGAUAUUAUUCUCAUACAUUUCACGGGUCUGGUUAGGUUGUAUCGAAAUGGCGGAUCAAUCA
Messenger RNA from Botrytis cinerea B05.10, 557 nucleotides. RefSeq lists its product as hypothetical. The transcript is spliced from 2 exons. The record is from RefSeq and is a predicted model, not a curated record. NCBI's taxonomy places the organism in Eukaryota, Fungi, Ascomycota, Leotiomycetes, Helotiales, Sclerotiniaceae. Bases 26 to 271 code for a protein of 81 amino acids.